GUUUGAAUGAGAAACUUAACAGAAAGUCAGCAGAGUGUAGUUCGUCACUUGAGCAUCGCACUGGGUUCCUUGUCCAUGGCGAUAUCCCUGUUUGUUAUAGUCUUCCAUCUUUUGCGUAGAAGAACUAGUGUUACUGGUGGUAAAAGAAGAAUCGAUGAACCAGUUCUAUGGUUGAGUUUCGCUUGCUUCUUUGCUCCUCUUUUUAAUAUGCAUCUCGGCUCUUUUGGAGACAGUUUUUGUAGUAUAGAGGCUGCUGGAAAUCAAUUUUUCUACCUCUCGAGUUUCGUUUGGGUAACCUGUAUUGCUCACCAACUUUACACGGUAUUUGUUAGAAACAAUUCAAGAGCAAGCAGAAAGCACUCUCUUAUCUACCAUGGUUUGGGUUGGGGAUUUCCUGCUGUUACAGUUAUUAUUCUGCUAUUAUCUGGGAAAUUUGACAAUUCAGCUUCGGAGAAUAGCUAUGAAUGGUGCUGGAUAACUGAGAAUUCUUGGAAAUUUGCGUUGUUUUAUGUUCCACUAUUCAUCCUGCUAGCUAUCAACGUAGUUGUUUACGUUGUCAUCGUAAUUAUCGUUUACAAACGUUAUCGUAGUAUGCUAGGUCUUAGGAAAUCUUUUUAUCCUGCAGCUACAACUCGUUCAACAUUUGCAAGGCAAACCAUUUUUUGGGCCCUUCGAGUUAGUUUAUAUUUGAUGGUUUUUAUUGUCACCAGAAUUGGAAGUCUGAUUAAUCGCUUUUAUGAACUAACACAUCAAGGAUAUUCGCCAUUUGGUCUCAUGGUGCUUCAUGCAGUGACCCAGAGCUUACAAGGAUUUCUAUUUGGACUUAUUUACAUCUAUCACGAAAGAGCUCUUGGAGAGGUUAUUCUACUGGUUAGGCGAAAAUGGAGUCACAGAAGUGAUGGUCGGAACGAUACUUUCAUGACAUUAGAAAAGAGAGGACUCGCCAAUUUUUCAAGAUUUGAUGAAUUAGAAGAGGAAGAGGAGGAGGACGCGGAGUCACAGAAUUUCUCAUUAGCAGGUUAAUGACUACCUUGUUGUAUCUGACGUUCUUGGUUGAUUUGAGAGUUCGAGUCUAACUGUGCAAGUUUAAAAUGUUGAGUCGGAUGCGGGAUUGUUAGGAAGACCUACGUAUCUUCAGUUUGGCUUUGAUAAUAAUUCGAUACGAUGAAACUGAAGCAAAUUCAACGAGAUAGCAAUCCUAUUUCAGUACAUUCUUAUUUUUCCAAUCUUGUAGAAUAUUUGAUUUUGGCGUGGUUUUCUUGGUUGACCACAUGUUACUUUUGAGCGUUUGUAGCAAUACCCUUGCUUUGGAAAGGAUCAGUUGUAGACAUGGAGCUCAAAGAGAAGUUGACAGCGUUGUCAUGAGAGCUUGGGAAUCUGUUCACUCUGCGUGAUAUGGUUUAGUGAAAAGUAAAGGCAUUAUGUUUGAAAGUGAAGUAUUGUUGAAUUAUGUUGGAAGCCUUUGAACAUUGUGCGAGAAAAACGUUUUAGCUCUAGUUGAAAGCGAUUCACUGUCACUUUCAAAGUGCAUUUUCCUUAAUUUAGUUCAACACGAAAGAAGAAACAUGAAGUUGUCAAAUGGAAAUGAUUGUGUAUUCAUGACUGUUUCCUGUCCAUUCUUUGAGACUUAUCGAUUAUUCGAAAACUGGGACGCAAGAAAGUGUGAUAAAGAAGGACUUUAGCUCCUAGAAGAAAGGAAUUUACUAACAA
Molecule: messenger RNA, 1710 nt
Organism: Galdieria sulphuraria
Lineage: Eukaryota; Rhodophyta; Bangiophyceae; Galdieriales; Galdieriaceae
Product: G-protein coupled receptor activity
Exons: 5
Coding region: 7-1023 (338 amino acids)
Biological process (GO): adenylate cyclase-activating G protein-coupled receptor signaling pathway; cell surface receptor signaling pathway
Cellular component (GO): plasma membrane
Molecular function (GO): G protein-coupled receptor activity
Source: RefSeq, a predicted model, not a curated record